AUGACAGCUGAUCUAUUGAAAUUGUGCGAUCCGACGGCUUAUUAUAAUCAGUUCCUGUCGGAAUCAAUUUAUCCAGAUGGUCGGUCAAUCAGUUGCUUUCGGUCAAUAUUACUACGAAUGGGUAUUAGUGGAAGAUCAGCAGGUUCCAGUUUUGCUCGGCAAGGUGGUGCAACUGUUACAUGUAAUAUUGAGCCGUUGUUGGCACCUGUUUCCGAUGCUCCCAUUAUUGUGCCUAUUAUACAGGCUGCUCCAAAUAUACCAAAAAAUUUGGUUGAAGAUGCAAUGGUUAUGGUUAAUCAACUUGUGGCACAAAACGCCUUCUGUACGAGAGAUACAUUGAAAACGGCCAAUGGACGACUAACAUGGCUUCUUAAUUUGCAUAUCAUGAUUUUAAACGUUGAUGGAGCUAUAUGUGAUGCUCUAUGUACAUGUAUAGCCGGAGCAUUGGUUGAUUUACGGCUACCUGAUGCUUCUACUGAUUGCGAAGAAGAUAUUCCCAUUAAUAUCAACAAAGUUAAGCUUAGUGAGACAUUUCAUCACAUUGAAGUUGCGGACAUUCCGGUUUCAUCGACAUUUAUUGUAUAUAAACCGCCAAAUGAAGAGGUGAAAAUUCUUUGCGAUCCAGUGUCUGAAUUGUUUCGAGUAGCUCCUAAUACAGUUAUGAUAGUAGUUGGAAACAAUGCUCGAAUCCAUCGCAUAAGCCAAUUAGGCAUAUGUGGUAAUGAAAGCACGAUGCGACAUAUGGUUAUGAUGGCUGUUGGACGACAAAAAUUAGUAGCUGAAUCGAUGCUCAAAGCUAAAGAGGCUCAUUCAAUGAGACGAAAGGAAUAA
Molecule: messenger RNA, 831 nt
Organism: Cercopithifilaria johnstoni
Lineage: Eukaryota; Metazoa; Nematoda; Chromadorea; Rhabditida; Onchocercidae
Source: the annotation of a GenBank genome assembly